This is a messenger RNA of Populus trichocarpa (black cottonwood), 1104 nucleotides long. RefSeq names its product bidirectional sugar transporter SWEET1. The record is from RefSeq and is a predicted model, not a curated record. Gene Ontology annotation, molecular function: sugar transmembrane transporter activity. Lineage: Eukaryota; Viridiplantae; Streptophyta; Magnoliopsida; Malpighiales; Salicaceae. Gene Ontology annotation, cellular component: membrane. The transcript is spliced from 6 exons. The coding region runs from base 137 to 889 and encodes 250 amino acids. Gene Ontology annotation, biological process: carbohydrate transport.
UAUUCUAUAAAACCCAAUUGCUUCUAGCUAGCUCUACAUCUCAUUUCCAUUUCCAUUUGCAUUUCCAUUUCCUAACAAGUCUCUAUUUCUUUGUAACAAUUGUUAGGUUUAGAUAAGGUUUCGAAGAUUGAAGACAAUGGAGAUCGCGCAUUUCUUAUUUGGAAUUUUUGGAAAUGCCACUGCAUUGUUUCUCUUCUUGGCUCCAACGAUCACGUUCAGGAGGAUCAUAAGAAGCAAGUCUACAGAGCUGUUUUCUGGCAUUCCAUAUGUAAUGACCAUGCUCAACUGCCUCCUUUCUGCUUGGUAUGGAAUGCCCUUUGUGUCUAAGAACAACAUUCUGGUGUCAACAAUCAAUGGAACUGGUGCAGUAAUUGAGGCAGUUUAUGUCUUGACCUUCAUCAUCUAUGCACCAAAGAAGGAGAAGGCUAAAUUCAUUGGCCUCCUCACGCUUGUGCUCACCACUUUUGCUGGCGUGGCCUUGGUGUCCCUUGUCGUUCUUCAUGGCAAACCCAGGGAGAUAUUCUGUGGCUUUGCUGCUGCUAUUUUCUCAAUCAUCAUGUAUGGCUCCCCUCUGUCUAUUAUGAGGACAGUGGUUAAAACGAAGAGCGUGGAGUUCAUGCCAUUCUUCUUGUCUCUUUUUGUCUUCUUAUGUGGCACUUCCUGGUUUGUCUUUGGGCUACUUGGUGGUGACCUUUUUGUUGCUGUCCCGAAUGGAGUUGGCUGUGGUCUUGGGGCAUUGCAGCUGAUCUUGUACUUCAUCUACCGGAACAACAAGGGAGAAGACAAGAAGCCCGCCCUCCCUGUUAAGUCAAUGCAGAUGGGUAUCGCAAAACUCCACCAACAGAAGGAGUUGGUUGCCAAUGGAUCCCAUGUUGCUGAUAAGGUGUAAAUGACUUCAAUAUUGUGCGUGCAAGCUUAAUUUAUAAGACACCAGAACUGCCUCGAUCCUAGUUUACUUGACAAGCGUGCGUGAUGUUACCUUGUUUGCUGCAUGCAAGUUUGGUCACUUGUUACGAGUCUUUGUUCUAUUCGAAACCCUCUUGUAUUUUCUCUCUGCAAAUAAUUACAACGCCAAUUUUAAUGUUGGUACUAUACAAACGAAAA